Molecule: messenger RNA, 3212 nt
Organism: Leopardus geoffroyi (Geoffroy's cat)
Lineage: Eukaryota; Metazoa; Chordata; Mammalia; Carnivora; Felidae
Product: translation initiation factor IF-2-like
Exons: 3
Coding region: 1-1314 (437 amino acids)
Source: RefSeq, a predicted model, not a curated record
AUGAAUGACCGCGCCGGAGCGCGAGGGAGGAAAACAAAGGCACCUCCCGCUAGCCGGUACCUGCGGCGCCAGGGCCCGGCGCCGGCCGCACACUCACCUGGGGCUCGGCGCCGCCGAGGGCUGCGGGUGGGAACGCGGCCGCGGGGCGGGAGGGCGCCCCCGCAGUCGACCAGACCGGCGGCCCCGGCGCCCUCCGGCCGGUCCGUGCGCGCCGCGGGGAAAGCAGGCGGCCGGGGGCGCCGCCGCGCGUCGCAUGCAGCUCCCCACUGCGGCGGCCGCUGCCAAGGGGCCCAGGGACCCUGCGCUGCCGUCCCCGACCCCGCGACCCGAGGCGGCGACGGGAGAGACGCGGCGCAAGAGCAGAGCGCGUCCGGGGCGCCCCUCAGCGACUCUUCCCGCCGCCCUCCGCAGAGGGCUGGGUCUCCACUCGCCUUUGUGCUGGCAUCUUCCUUCGCUCCCAGCGACACUCGGAGCUCCUCUGGCGGCUCCGCGCCGCCGCCCACCCCCGGGUUACGCCGCGCCCCCCGCGCGACCCGCCGAUUGUGUCGAGUCAGCACCCGCGGCGGCGGGGACGCGCGAAGCCAUGUCUCCCGCCCGCGCUCGAGAGGGCGCCGGGGGUCCGGGCGCAGCGAGGAGGUUUCCGGGCGAGUUCGGCGACCCCGGCGGGGCGCGGCGCGUGCCCGAGCUGCUCCGCAGCGUCCGGCUCCCCGGCGCUCGCUCUCCUGGCGUCGCCCGCGAGCAGUGCGCCGGCCCGCCUGGAUCUCCCCUCUCGCCGCUACCCGCCGCCUGGCCCGGCCUCCCUCCCGCCGCCACCUUCCUCCUGCCGGGCUAGCCCGGGCGCCCGCCCCAACCAACCCCUGCGCCCCGGCCCUCGGAGAGCGCAGGGCCGGCCCGCUCACCUCCGGCGGCGCCGGCGCCCCUCCCGUUAGACGCGUGGGCAGCAUCUGCCCGCACCUUCCUGCGGGGCGCUUGGCUGGGGGCUUCCUGCACGUCGGGGACCGGGGAAAGGGAGUCGGGGGGCAGGGGGAAGGACGGGAGGGACAGCCAGACCUUGGCCAGCUGGACCUCCUGAGGAAGGUGCGGGAGAGUGGGGCGGGUACAGCCGGGCGGAAGACGAAUCCCGAGGCUGCGGAGGAUCCGGAGCUUCUCUCCUGCGACGCCGAAGGACACGAGAGUUCUGAGAGGCGCCGUGGAGGAAGGAGACCCUCUGAGGUCAUGCAAGCAGGUCUCUGCCCAAAUCCCACCGAAAAGCUGAAUGGAGGAGUGUCAUGCCUCGGUUUCCCCAACUGCAAGGGCAAGACGCAUCUUCAUUGACUCUCAGUCCCACUUGGAGGAAAGAGUAAAAACGCCAAAAUCAGCUCAAAGGCCUACAGUUAUCUGACCACAGGUUAUUAUGACACAAAGGUGGAGGGCCAGACACCUUAUCAGCAAAUGAAUAUGUCCUUCAGGAUCCAGCAUGUAAGUAUACAGGUAACGGGGUAAACAAUAUUUGGAAUACAUGGACCCAGAACUGGAAUGUGGAAAAUCCCCCCACACCUUAAUAUAUGGGAAAGAAGUUUGGUAGAGAUUUUUCCAUAUUUGACGAUAAUCUUAAAAAUGUAUAUAACUUUUCCAAUAAUGAACUGUAGACUGGAAAGAAACUCUUCUAUAGUAUCAAUAAUAAAAAGAAAUUUCAAUCAACUACGCUAACGGAAAGACUGAAAUAGCUAUUAAUGCUAUAGAACAAAAUGUGACAGAAUCAUUUUUACAUGAAGAAGAAAACAGUCUACAGCCAAAAUGUAGGGAAAAGUAUUGUAAAAGUAUAUUAGGCAAUUAAUUUUUUUAAUAAUUGUAUUUGUUUUUAUUUGAUGAUGUCUGAUACUUGUGAAUUUAUUUUAAUUUGUAAUCUGUUGUGAUUUUUAAUUCCAAAUAAAUAUUUUAAAAAAUAUCUAAACUGUAUUCUUUUCGUGUGUGUGUAUGUGUGUGUAUUCUUAAAGAAGGUUCUGAGCUGUAUUAUCUUCAGUCUCCAAAAAACAUGGACCUCUCCCCUAUUGAAACAGAUACUCUAAACGUGGCCUAAUCAGUAUAGCAUUCAUGGGGUGGGAGCUUCCACAGAAAUGACUAAAUACAAUAAUGUUUUGAGACGUCCAUUCCUGUCGUAUUUUAUCUAUCAACCAUUAGAAGGGAAUAAGUGGUGAAUUACAAUUAGGGCAUUUGGGGUCUGACAUAAGGGUACUCAUGUGAAUGCCAAAAUGGAACUUAAAUGUAUUCCAACUUUUCUGUAUUUUUAAAGAAAGUUUACCAAACCUAACUGCCUCAUUAUUUUCAUAGUGGCUAUGAUUUAUUUACUGUGCUGUAAUUCAGUGAUGUCGUUAGGUACUAUGUAGGUAUAUAACAGGUUUUUGGCCUCUACACCAAAUGACCUUAGACCAUUAUAGUUUUCUUGUUGUUGUUGUACUUAAAAAGUAACCUUCUUCUUGGAACCCCAUAUUUUUCCUAUCACCUUUUCUUUUAUUGAUAAUCAUAUCUCAUUCUUAAGUUCCUGCUUAUGUCUUGCAUGGAAUCUAUACUUAGAUAUAUAUUCUCAUUAGAACUUUGUCUAGAAUGGCUUGUGGAAAGGAGGAGGGUCAGUGAAUAAUGUACUUGAGGUUUAGUGCCUACAUUUUGUGGCAUCUAUUUUGGUUGCUUGGAAUCUUUUCUCAUUUUCUUCCAAUUUCUCACCCAUUAUCAGUGGUGAAAAGCUCUGGAUUCUCCCAUUCAUAUAUUCCUUAUGUAAAUAUUUAAUAACCACUUACUGUGAGCCAGGUACUCUUCUAAGUGUUGAGGAUAUAAAAGUGAGGGGCAGAGACAAAAAUCACUGCCUCUGUGAAGCUUAUAUUCUAAUAGGAUAGGGAAUGAGAGGUCAAAUAAGGUACAGCAGAAAGUGUGAGUGUUUACAAUAUCCAUAUGUUCCUCUACAUUUUCCAUUCUCCUUUGUACUUAGGAUAGCCAUGUGAUCACUUCUAGCAAAUAUUUAAGGAGCAAUGAUGGGUGUCACUUCUACCUCAAGAUUAAGAAUCUAAUGUGACUUCUCUCAUUCUCUUCACCUUCACUGAGACCACAGGGGCUAUAUAUUGCAAUGGUGUCAUCCCAAGAUAGGAGGAGACUGGAUCCCUGAACCAUCACUUGGAGGAAAGCUGACUAAUUGAUAUGAGACUGUGAUGUGAGCAAGAAAUAAAGUGCUAUGAUAAUUA